Octopus sinensis (East Asian common octopus) is the source of this 5885-nucleotide messenger RNA. RefSeq names its product myotubularin-related protein 13. The record is from RefSeq and is a predicted model, not a curated record. Lineage: Eukaryota; Metazoa; Mollusca; Cephalopoda; Octopoda; Octopodidae. The transcript has 38 exons. The annotation marks the transcript as partial.
UCAGGUAUCAAAAAUGUUGUGUCUCUGUUUACUGCUGUGCUGACUGAUCACAAAGUUCUUUUCCUCUCUCAAAGUUACACACGUCUUACUGAUGCCUGCCAUGGACUAACUGCUCUUUUAUAUCCCCUACGCUACAGUUAUGUUUACAUACCUAUUCUCCCUAUCUCAUUACUGGAGGUCCUCAACACUCCAACACCAUUUCUUGCUGGUAUUCAUUCCUCAAUAUGCCCAGAACGUUCUGAUUUGCUUGAUGUGAUAGUUGCUGAUCUGGAUGGUGGGAAUAUCAUUAUUCCUGAAUGUAUCAACCUUCCCUGUAUGAUGGAUCAACUCUUCAACAGAACAAUGAAGGCAUUGACAGUGAUUAUCAAACCAGAACUACUCACAGCAGAUGAUGCCUUCCCAGCACCACCUAAAAAGCCAAAACCCAUGGACAGAAAGGAUAAAGAAAUCCGUGCUGUUUUCAUCCGUCUGUUUGCUGAGUUGUUCACUGGAUAUCGUUCCUGCCUCACAUUGAUUCGUAUCCAUCCAGAACCAUUUAUAACUUUCCAUAAAGCCUAUUUUCUUGGACAGCGAGCAAUGGUUGAUGAUGAAUUUGCUUGCCGCGUCCUGGAUUGUAUGAGUUUCAGUACAUUUGUGGCUGAACGUGGUCCUCCUUACAGAGUCUGUGAUAUAUUUGAUGAGGUUUAUGCGACAAUGCAGGACCAAUUAAAGGAAGAACGUUCAAGCACAAAUGAUGAGAAAAUGAUGGCGCAUAUUAAGGAAAUCGCUCAACAAUUAUACCUGAAUGAAAACCCUAACUCGCAGCCAUACGUGCCUAAAUUUCCCAAACCAACAGAAGGUGCCUAUUCACGGAUACACCAAAUGCCCUUUCCAAAGCUAGAUGGUUCCAUCAUUCUGAAUAUAAUUCAAGAAGGAGUGGCUAAGCACAAUCUUAAUAACAAGUUAUUAAAUGUGCGACCACAUCAACCUAGAAUAGUGCCAAUGGGUCCUCCAAUAUCUUCAGUGGUGGAUAAACAGAAAGUGGUUGACAACAAUGCUCGUCGACUGGAAGUCUUAAGGAACUGCAUCAAUUUUAUAUUUGAAAAUAAGAUCUCAGAUGCAAGAAAGAUUUUCCCAGCUGUCCUGCGUGCUUUGAAUAAUAAAGUGGCUCGACUUGCUUUGACCCAAGAACUUAGUUACCAUAUUCAGAGCAACAGAGCAAUGCUGGAACACCAGCAGUUUGAUUUAGUAGUGCGACUUCUCAACUGUGCAUUACAGAAUGAUUCCAGCAUGGAUGAAAAUGGAGUUGCAUAUGCUAUUCUACCUCUUGCAACCUCUUUCUGUCGAAAAUUGUGCACUGGUGUAAUACAGUUUGCAUACACAUGUGUACAAGAACAUGCAGUGUGGAGAAACAAUCAGUUCUGGGAAGCUUCAUUUUAUCUUGAUGUCCAAAAAGAAAUUCGUCAACUCUAUUUGCCUCACUAUGAAGAACAUUUUGUUGCUGAAAACACACGGGAAGAGGCAAAGAAUUCAAGUUAUGGCCGAGAUUCGAGUUUAGACCCUUCAAGGAGCAAAUCAUGCACACCAGAUACACAUCGGCGUUCAGCCCCGAGUCUUUUUCGACCAAAAGAAAUUGGUGCUCUUGAUAUUGCAGCUGAGCAGCUAAGAAUUUGGCCAAAUCUUAGCAAAGAACAACAGGAAGAAAUGGUGAACAAUGAAGAGUCCACUGUCUAUAGCCAGGCCAUUCAUUACGCCAACCGAAUGGUCUAUAUGAUGAUUCCCCUUGAUGUCAAUCGAAGAGACAAAAACACUGUUGGCUUUGAUGAGAAAUGUGCUAGCAACAGCAAUAUAACUGCAAGCCUUGCCGAAAGUGAUAGUCUUGAUGCUGAAAGUGGAUUUGACGAGAGUGAAGCCUCUGAUGUUGGUGCCAAUGCCAUUCGUUUUGUAACUCGAUUUGUUGACAAAGUGUGCAGUGAAAGCAGUGUAACACAAGAACACCUUAAAUCACUUCAUCAGAUGAUUCCAGGUGUGGUUGCCAUGCACAUUGAAACACUGGAGUCAAUUCAUAGAGAAAGCAAGCGCCUUCCCCCUAUUCAGAAGCCUAAAAUCCUGGAACCAACAAUUCUCCCUGGAGAAGAAAUUGUUAUGGAAGGUUUACGUGUAUAUCUGUUACCUGAUGGGCGUGAGGAAGGUGUUGGUGGUUCAUUAGGAGGUCCCUGUUUAUUACCUGCUGAAGGAGCUAUAUUUCUGACCACAUACAGGAUCAUUUUUAAAGGAAUCCCUUGUGAUCCUCUAGCCUGUGAGCAGAUAGUUGUGCGAUGUUUCCCUGUUUCUACACUCACCCGGGAGAAACGUAUCAGUGUUCAAUAUUUACAACAUCUUGAUCAGUGGUUGCAUGAAGGUUUGCAGUUACGUUCCAACAUCUUUCAGUUAAUGAAGAUUGUCUUUGAUGAGGAAGUUAGCUCUGAUGAUGUGGAGACUCUCCGUAAACUGUUGCAUAAGAUGCGCAAUCCUGCAAGAGUGUUUGACACUUUCACUUUUAACCAACAUCCUUACUCAAGUACUUUACAGCCAACACCACUGCACAAAUCUAAAGAAAAAAGUUCCACUCUGAAGGCAGAAGUUAUGGAAAACAGUAGUGUUGAUUUCAGACAGCUUGCCAAGAAAACAUUGAUGAAGACAGUGCGUCGGGCAGGCUUGAAACCUAAACAAUCAUCACGGAAACAGAAGUACAUGUUACCGACACCACCAACUUCACGACGGACUCUUUCUCCUCGGUCGUCAGAUAGUGAAUCAGAAAGGCCCAGUAGUGAAAUUUAUGAUGAGCUCUCUAGUACCAAUUAUAGUGACGGCUCACCAUCUGUUAUAGAUGAGGCUGAAUACUCAAUGCAAUGGUCUGCUGAUGCUAAGAGCUUAGAAAAACUUAUGGAACGCCCUGGUUAUCAAGAUUAUGUGAGGCUUGGUAUUGGCAGUCUUCCAAACUCUGGUUCAAGAACACGAAAUGACCAAUUCCGAAUAACUGAUGUCAAUUCCAACUACUCUGUUUGUCGAAGUUAUCCUGCUCUCCUAAUUGUUCCACAUUCAGUCACUGAUGAAAGCAUACGUAAAUUUUCUCGUUGUUAUCGCCAAUCACGAUUUCCCAUCAUAACAUGGCGCCACUCACGAACCAAAGCCCUGUUAUUAAGAGGAAGUGGUUUCCACUCCAGAAGCCUUAUGGGAAUGCUUCGACAUCAUAACACAGUGACAGGUACCUCGAGUGGUGAGACAUCAUCCAGCAUUGAACAGGAGAACUAUUUCCGAUCAUUAGUUGCUGUCACUCCGAAUAGUAUGCGAUCCUAUCAGUCUUCUUACAGUGAUUCUCUCACGAGUCUUGAUUCUCUCAUGAUGGUUGGUAGCAAUGAAUUAACAAUUCCUGAGACACCAGAACCACUUCGUAAAUCCACAUUCAACCGUACAGCAGGUCUAAGUAACACAAGAGCAAGUGGAGGUGCUAAAUCAAAAAUUCUCAGUUUUCCUCGGAGGAGGAGAAGAUCUGGCCACUGGCAAUGGGCACGUACUGCACACCACAUUUCCUUCAGGACAGCAUUGGGACGGAUUGGUAGUUUUCGAGAAAAACCCAAACUUCAAACAGGAAGCCUUGAAUCUAAUCGAACUUUACGUCAGAAUGGCAGCUUGGAUCCCAAGGGAGACAUUGUUAAUAGUUCUGUACAAGGAUUACAUAAAGUUUCUUUGCAUAUACUGGGUGAAAAAGCACAAAUGAAGGGCAUCAAAGUUGAUUCUUUUCGUCAGUGUGAUUUCAUUCCUGUCGAUUUCUUUGAAGUACGACAUAUCAAAGCAAGCUUCAAGAAGUUGAUGAAAGCUUGUGUUCCUAGUGCCCCACCGUCCAGUCCUGAGCACACUCUCUACAAAGGAGUUGAAGAUUCUGAGUGGCUUUUACAGGUACAAAAUGUGAUGCAGUUGGCUGGUGCUGUGGUUGAUCUCCUGGAUGUGCAGGGUUCUUCAGUGAUAAUUUGUCUAGAAGAUGGUUGGGAUGUAACUACUCAGAUUGUAAGUGUUGCUCAGAUAUUACUAGACCCAUAUUAUCGGACAUUGGAAGGUUUCAAGGCUCUUAUUGAGAAAGAAUGGUUGUCUUGUGGUCAUCGGUUUACUCACCGAAGUAACCAGACAGCAGCCAACCAAGCCAGUGGUUUUGCUGCUAUCUUCCUACAGUUCUUAGAUAUUGUACAUCAGAUUCACCGUCAAUUCCCACUGUCCUUUGAAUACAACCAAUAUUUCCUGAAAUUUAUGGCCUACCAUUAUGUAUCAAACCGUUUCCGAACAUUCAUGAUGGACACAGAAUUUGAGAGGAUGGAAGCUGGUUGGCUGUUGGAAGAAAAAAAGGCACCAAAAGUUGAUGGCCCUGAUGAAGAAUCUGGGUUCUCCCCUAAACAUUCUUCAACUCCUGUUAUUGGUUUAUCUAUCUGGGAUUACAUUGAGAAACAUCACCGACGCUCCACAGUUUUCUUUAAUUUCAUGUACAGUCCAUCAGAUUAUGAUGUGGUUUUGCGUCCCUAUUCAAACCUCCAAAAUUUGGUGAUCUGGAAUUAUUUCCUAAAUGAAGACCUUGCCCAUGGCCCAUCUUAUGAUAUUGAAAUCAUGGGACGAGAAAUGCGACCAAAUGACAAUGAGCAAGAUGCAGAUUUGAUUCCACACCGACGCCGUAAAAUUAUUAAUGGUUGCUAUGACAAUAUUUUAGUACAGGAGCCUAAUUUCUUCUCUUGGGAAUUUCAAGAAAUCCACCGACUAGAAACGGAACUUGGCCAUCUUCCACAGAAAUGGAAAGUUCUCUGGGAUAAAUUGGAACAACCAACCCGAGAAUCUUUACACAGGCAGACAUCUUUUAACACACAAUUGGUACGGUUGCAUGGAAGGUCAAUACACAAACGCUCAACACUUGAAAUACUGUUGAAGGGUAAACUGCUGGGAGAAACUGCCAAAAUGUUUAGUCAACAGCAUCGCUUUGAGAAGCAGUCCUACACAACACCAGCAUAUUGUGAUUACUGUUCUCAUGUUCUCUGGGGACUUGUAAAAACAGGGGAUGGGAAAUCUCUCUUUCCAGGCAUGCAUUGUGUCAACUGUGGUUACAACUGCCAUGAGAAAUGUAUGCCUCACGUACCAAAGAACUGUAAACGGUUAAAAGCUGUCCCUGAUACUAGUGCUAGUAGCUCAAGUAUUUCAAAGACUGGAGGCUCAGAAGCUAGUUCCGUAUCUGGAGGCACUGGAAGCUGCCAGAUGUAUGACCAUUUCUCAGGAGAACAUCGUACCCAUGAAGGAUACCUCUACAAGAGAGGCGCUCUCCUCAAAGGCUGGAAGCAGCGCUGGUUUGUACUUGACUCCAUGAAACAUCAGUUGCGUUACUAUGAUGCUAUGGAAGAUUCCAGUUGUAAGGGCUAUAUAGACCUGGGUGAAGUGGUCUCUGUUCAGCCUAUCAAAAAUGUCCAAGGUGCACCAAAGAAAUCUGAUGAAAAUGGCUGCUUUGAGCUGCGGACAAUGAGAAGAGUUUACAACUUCCUGGACACUGAUGCCAAGUCUGCUCAGGAAUGGAUUGAUAAAAUUCAGAGCUGCAUCCAAUAAAUUAUUCUGAAAUUGUGCAAUUCCAUUGCAGCUGCUGUUCUGUGACCAUUUUAACUGAAAGACAAUAUUGAUGGAAGAUAGACUGGAGACAGUGGUUUGCCACCAGCUUGGCCAUGCUUUAGCUAGCUAGAGGGAAGACAAGUUGGCUAAUUAAUAGCAUAGCUUCCUUGUUCCCUCUACAGUGUUAGCUACCCUUCUCUGUCUAUUUCAGAUCUCCUGGACACCAGUGGACCAAGAUUUUCUCAAUGCUACUGGUCAGGGGUUGAAGUUGGUAACUUUUCUCCACUUCAAAA